CCAGCUUCAGAUGCUCGAGGUGAGAAACAUGCCUUUCAGUUUGGGCUACUGGUUUACUUAAUCGACCCACUGUCAGCUUGGUUUCUAUUUUGGCCCCUGUCCUCUUGACCAGCUGCGAUGGUUUGGAGAAGCAUUUAAAAGAACUGCAAAAGUGGCCCAGAAACAGCAGUAAAGAAUUACGAUAUACUUUUACUUGGUAGUUGCUAGAGGCUUUUUUUCCCUUCUUUUCUCCUGAACUCCUCUUGCUUUUGAUAAUGGCCUUGGACUUGGACGACUUAUCGAUUUCCCCCUGUAAGAUGCUGUAUCAUUUGCUUGGGGGGGGCUCUGCAUGGUAAUGGACCGUGAGAGAAGCCAGGCCUUCUGGAGGUGAGCCGAUGGAGAUCUAUUCCCCAGACAUGUCUGAGGUAGCUGCUGAGAGGUCCUCCAGCCCCUCCACUCAGCUGAGUGCAGACCCAUCUCUUGUUGGGCUUCCGGCAGCAGAAGACAUGCCAGAGACCCAGACUGAAGAUGGGAGGACCACUGGACUGGCAGUUCCCUGCUGUGUCUGCCUAGAAGCCGAGCGCCUGAGAGGUUGUCUCAACUCAGAGAAAAUCUGCAUUGUCCCCAUUCUGGCUUGCCUAGUCAGCCUCUGCCUCUGCAUUGCCGGCCUCAAGUGGGUAUUUGUGGACAAGAUAUUUGAGUAUGACUCUCCUACUCACCUUGACCCUGGGGGGUUAGGCCAGGACCCUAUUAUUUCUCUGGAUCCAACUGCUGCCUCAGCUGUGUGGGUAUCAUCUGAGGCAUAUACUUCACCUGUCUCUAGGGCUCAAUCUGAAACUGAGGUUCAAGUUACAGUGCAAGUUGACAAUGCUGUUGUGUCCUCUGAACCUUCAGCAGUACCAACCUUGAAGAAUCGUAUUUUUGCUUUUUCUUUUCUGCCAUCCACUGCACCAUCUUUCCCUUCACCCACUCGGAACCCUGAGGUGAGAACACCCAAGUCAGCAACUCAGCCACAAACAACAGAAACUAAUCUCCAAACUGCUCCUAAACUUUCUACAUCUACAUCUACAACCGGGACAAGCCAUCUUGUAAAAUGUGCAGAGAAGGAGAAAACUUUCUGUGUGAAUGGAGGCGAGUGCUUCAUGGUGAAAGACCUUUCGAACCCCUCAAGAUACUUGUGCAAGUGCCCAAAUGAGUUUACUGGUGAUCGCUGCCAAAACUACGUAAUGGCCAGCUUCUACAAGCAUCUUGGGAUUGAAUUUAUGGAAGCGGAGGAGCUCUACCAGAAGAGGGUGCUGACCAUCACCGGCAUCUGCAUCGCCCUGCUAGUGGUCGGCAUCAUGUGUGUGGUGGCCUACUGCAAAACCAAGAAACAGCGGAAAAAGCUUCAUGACCGGCUUCGGCAGAGUCUUCGGUCUGAACGAAACAACAUGGUGAACAUAGCAAAUGGGCCUCACCACCCUAACCCACCCCCCGAGAACGUCCAGCUGGUGAAUCAAUACGUAUCUAAAAAUGUCAUCUCUAGUGAGCAUAUUGUUGAGAGAGAAGUGGAGACAUCUUUUUCCACCAGUCACUAUACCUCGACAGCUCAUCAUUCCACUACUGUCACCCAGACUCCUAGUCACAGUUGGAGCAAUGGACACACUGAGAGCAUCAUUUCAGAAAGCCACUCUGUAAUCAUGAUGUCAUCAGUAGAAAACAGUAGGCACAGCAGCCCAACUGGGGGCCCAAGAGGACGUCUUAAUGGCAUGGGAGGCCCUCGUGAAUGUAACAGCUUCCUCAGGCAUGCCAGAGACACCCCCGACUCCUACCGAGACUCUCCUCAUAGUGAAAGACAUAACCUUAUAGCUGAGCUAAGGAGAAACAAGGCACACAGAUCCAAAUGCAUGCAGAUCCAGCUCUCAGCAACUCAUCUUAGAUCUUCUUCCAUUCCCCAUUUGGGCUUCAUUCUCUAAGACACUUUGGCCUUUAGGAAGGUAUGUGUCAGCAAUGACCACCCCGGCUCGUAUGUCACCUGUAGAUUUCCACACGCCAAGCUCCCCCAAAUCGCCCCCUUCGGAAAUGUCUCCACCUGUGUCCAGCACGGCGGUGUCCAUGCCCUCCAUGGCAGUCAGUCCCUUUGUGGAAGAAGAGAGACCUCUGCUUCUAGUGACACCACCAAGGCUGCGGGAGAAGUAUGACCAUCACCCUCAGCAAUUCAACUCCUUCCACCACAACCCCGCGCAUGAGAGCAACAGCCUGCCCCCUAGCCCCUUGAGGAUAGUGGAGGACGAGGAGUAUGAAACCACCCAGGAGUACGAGCCAGCCCAAGAGCCUGUUAAGAAACUCACCAACAGCCGGCGGGCCAAAAGAACCAAGCCCAAUGGCCACAUUGCCAACAGGUUGGAAAUGGACAACACCACAAGCGCUGAGAGCAGUAACUCAGAGAGCGAAACAGAAGAUGAAAGAGUAGGUGAAGAUACACCUUUCCUGGGCAUACAGAACCCCCUGGCAGCCGGUCUUGAGGCAGCGCCUGCCUUCCGCCUGGCUGACAGCAGGACUAACCCAGCAGGCCGCUUCUCUACACAGGAAGAUUUGCAGGCCAGGCUGUCUAGUGUAAUCGCUAACCAAGACCCUAUCGCUGUAUAAACCUAAAUAAACACAUAGAUUCACCUGUAAAACUUUAUUUUAUAUAAUAAAGUAUUCCACCUUAAAUUAAACAAUUUAUUUUAUUUUAGCAGUUCUGCAAAUAGAAAACAGGAAAAUAAACUUUUAUAAAUUAAAUAUAUGUAUGUAAAAAUGUGUUAUGUGCCAUAUGUAGCAAUUUUUUACAGUAUUUCAAAAUGAGAAAGAUAUCAAUGGUGCCUUUAUGUUAUGUUAUGUCAAGAGCAAGUUUUGUACUGUUACCGCGAUUGCUUUUCCACAGUAUUUCAGCAAAACCUCCCAUACAUUCAGUUUUUGCUGGCUUCUUGUGCAUUGCAUUAUGAUGUUGACUGGACAUAUGAUUUGCAAGACUUGCAACGGUUCCUCUGUUUGCUUACAGUAGCACCCAAUCAGUACGUCUUGUAAUGGCACAUCCAUCCAAAUACUCCUCUCUUUUGUAUGAAGUUUUCUUUUGCUUUCAGUAUAUGAAAUGAGUUGUGUCUACUCUGCCAGCCAAAGGUUUGCUUCACUGGGCUCUGAGAUAAUAGUAGAUCCAACAGCAUGCUACUAUUAAUUAAAGCAGGAAACUGCAUUAAGUAAUGUUAAAUAUUAGGAAGAAAGUAAUAUUGUGACUUUUUAAAAACUAUAUUAUAAAUCAGAAGACAGCUUGCUCUUACUAAAAGGAGCUACCAUUUAAUUUAUUUCCAUUUUUUUCUCGACAAAAAGCAACAGUUUUGAGGGUAGCAUAGAAAAUGCGUUCUGGCUUGCUACCAGGGUAAAUCCAACACCUUAUAAGAGGACUCAAUUUCACUUUCUCUCUGGGGGAAUGACAUAGCGGCUCCUCUAAUUGAAGAGCAAACCGUGGCUGGAAAAGGUGCAAUCAUUCCUGACUUGUGUUUUUCACUGAUUUGGGAGCUAGUGAUCGGUCGUGUCUUCUCAGCUCAAAACAGACAUGCUAUGGCACAAAAACCGCAGCUUAAACAGCACACUCAGCAGUUCACCUGAAAUACUUCUAGAGUGAAACGUGCCUGCUGUACAUAGUGGUGACAUGUCAUCAUAGGGAAAUAGAGUCUAGGAGUGAGUGUUUAGAGGACACAGGUGAAGAGCAGCUAUGUGACUUAGUUGUGAUCUUAAACGGUUUUGUUGGCCACUCCUUUCUCCUCAUUAUUUUUCCCUUAUUUUUCGAUGUCGCCUUCGUUAGGUCAUAACUAUGCAUGAAUAUUUUUGUCAGGAAUGGCCAAUGUGCAUGUGAUUUGUGAUUAGUAAGAACCUUUCACGAAUGAUGAUGAUUCACCAGGAAAUGUCAAUGGUGUUGGAAAGAUUGCACCUUUCCUUGCAGAACUGACCCCCUCCUGUGUACUGACCUCUGAUUUGCAGCCCGUAUCAGCCAUUUCCUCCCCUUUCUUACUUUUUGCUUUACUGUCUAAACUUUGCAUGUUCUCUUGUGAUUGUAAGUCCAAGGAAGGCCUAGAAGUAUUAACAUUUGAAAAAAACCGCUAAUUCAGGAAAAUAAGAGAAUUUUUUAAGAAUUCCAGACCUAUUUCAUGCCCUGCCUGAUAUCCGUCAAAUUAGGUUGAAGCUUUACCUGGGUUCUAAAUGGCCUUCUAGGAGCCAUGGACAAAAUGGGGAACAGAUUAGCAAGGGAUUCAAAAUACCAGGCAUGAAGUCAGAGUAACUGCUUCUUGUUUGCAAGUAAACUGAACCUAUUUCUUUACCAAAUCUCUAUGUUUAAGUUAAAGGAAGAAAUAACAUGCAAGUAGGUCUUAGAAGAAAAAUGUAGGCUGGACACGAGUCAUAUCAUGAAGCUCCUAUGUGUUUCUACAAUCCACAGAGAUGCCUAUCUGCAGGUCCUUGAAGUUCCUCUGAGUAUUUGGUAGGCCAAGCUGCCCUUCGAUGUUCCCAUCUGCUUCCUCUGUCCUCCACAGUGUCCUCGUUUGCUUGUUGACCUACACUGAGGAGCCCUGUCAGGCUGCACAGGUCACAUUGAUUUCCCAGUUCUGUAGAAACAAGUAAACUCAUGGCAAGAGGGAGACAGUCAAUCCAAAGAGGUUCUCUAAAUUAUUCUAAUAUUGCCUUUGAAGGGCUUGAGUCAUUCUUAGAUAUUUCAAUAAAGAAAUUCCUAUCAGUAAUAAAAAUAUUAAAAUUUCUGUUUCAAAGUCUUCAGGCUCUGGAGUAUUCAAAUGUCUCAUUCUGGAGAAUUUCAGGAAUAAACGAAAUAGUCUGUUGAGAGCAAUGAACAUUCUCCUGAAUGUGAAAAUUGCUGUGAAUUUUCAGGUUGCAAAAAUACAUGAAAACUUAGGAUAAGAGGAAAUCUCAUUUCCGAUUUGAUUCUGGUUAUUCACAGAGGUGGCGUUUGUUGGGAUGGUGUUCUCAUCUUAUCCCUUGAUAAGAAAGGACAGCUGACUCCUCGGGGCUACCCGCUGAGGCCACCAGAUUUGUGUUCACAGGGAUAUCUCUGUGACAUUUAAUUGACACAUCGCUCUCAACUGUCCCUGUUUUGAAACUCAGGCAGUGCUGUGGCAAUUCAAAGGAGCAAGACCUAUGUUCCCAGCAUGUGGAAAGAUUUUGUGAGUUUUUGGGUAGUGGAAAUUGCCCAGAAGUUCAAUAACAACUUUUUUUCCUAGGCCCGAAAUUAUAUCCCACUGAAGGAUAUGCAGCGGAACAUAGUAUAUGCAAAACUCCUUUUUCUCACUCAAGAUUCCUUUUCUGUUCUACUCUCCCUUCUUGCUUGGUAUGACUUUUCUUCAAGAGUACCUGGACAGCUCAUGCUUUCUACAAAAUAGCACUCUACCUGUGUGUAUGUGAACGUGUUCCAAACACCAAUAUGCCACAUCUUCCUUGUUUAAGUGUGACUGUUUUGAUACAGGUGGAGUUUAUCCAGGGUAACUUGCUCAGUAACUAUUCCUUUUUUUUUUUUUUUUUUUUGGCCUAAGGUUGAAAGGUGCAUGAUUCACAUUAGGGAAAAUAAGGAAGGCCUGGUUUUAUCAUUUAGUACUGGCUGCAUUCCUCCAGCCACAGUGAUUUCUAUCUACAAAGACCCAUGAAAUACUGCAGAGAAAUGCAGACAAAAAGAAAUGGCCAUGUAUCACGAGUUCUAUUAUGUAUUCUUUUGUAAAUACACAUUGUACAUUACUUGGAUAUUUUCCUAAAUCAUUUACUGUCUUUAUGAGUUAAUGUCAGAUUUUUACUCUCUCAACUUACAGUGUAACAUUGUAAAUAACAUAAUGUCUUUUAUUAUUUAUAUUUAAGCAUCUAACAUAAAGUCGUUUUCAUAUAAGUUUAAGAUAAAUGUCGAAAAUAUAUAUUUUUUGUUUUUCUUUGCUUUAAAAUUAUGUAUCUUUUCCUUUUCCUUUUUUUUUAAAGAAUAAUUUAUUGUUCAGGAGAAAGAAUGUAUAUGUAAUUGAAACUAUUUGAAGAAUGCACAUUUGAAGGCCGUGAGGUACUGAUAAACUAAAGAAUUUAUUAUCCAAAAUACUAAGCAAUAAGUAAUUGUGAUUUAUUUAAAGUUUUGUUCAUUUUUCAUGAAAGACAUUCUGCAAUAAAAACGCUACUCUGUGGAGACCCGG
Molecule: messenger RNA, 6167 nt
Organism: Pteropus alecto (black flying fox)
Lineage: Eukaryota; Metazoa; Chordata; Mammalia; Chiroptera; Pteropodidae
Gene: NRG1
Product: neuregulin 1
Exons: 10
Coding region: 375-1934 (519 amino acids)
Biological process (GO): cell differentiation; intracellular signal transduction; animal organ development
Molecular function (GO): chemorepellent activity; protein tyrosine kinase activator activity
Source: RefSeq, a predicted model, not a curated record